AUGGCAACCAAAGCCGCCCUUUUUAUCACGUCCAAUCUGCUCGUCUUCAUCAUGGUUAACGCCGCCAGCGGCAAUUGCCCAGUUCCGCCAUCACCGCCCCCUCCGUGCUCACCCGGGACAAACCCCAGCCCAAACCCAAACCCAAACCCAAACCCAAACCCUAGCCCAUCGGGCGGCGGAAGAUGCCCCAUUGAUACACUGAAGUUGGGAGUGUGCGCUGAUGUGCUGAAUGGGCUCAUCAAUAUAUCCCUCGGAAAGCCGCCGAAAAAGCCUUGCUGCAGUCUGCUGAAAGGACUCGUAGACCUUGAAGCUGCAGUGUGUCUCUGCACGGCUCUUAAAGCCAAUAUUCUCGGCAAAUCUCCCCAUUGAUCUCAGCCUACUCGUCAACUUUUGUGGCAGGCGUGUUCCUAAGGGUUUUCAGUGCCCUUGAUUUUAGUUCCAGUCUGCAUGCCUGCUUUCUUCCUUGCUCAUAUUGGUUAUGGAUUUAAUUAUUUUUGGUUUCUUGUUUUUGUUUUGAUUUAUGGUAUGUGUUACUGUACUUGAGAUUCGUGUCUGUUUGUGUUGUCAUAAUUACUUGCUUGGAAUA
Phalaenopsis equestris is the source of this 586-nucleotide messenger RNA. Its product is annotated as 14 kDa proline-rich protein DC2.15-like. The transcript has a single exon. Lineage: Eukaryota; Viridiplantae; Streptophyta; Magnoliopsida; Asparagales; Orchidaceae. The record is from RefSeq and is a predicted model, not a curated record. The coding region runs from base 1 to 369 and encodes 122 amino acids.